AUGGAAGAAGAACGAAAAUUUAACUCCAACUCGGAUCCAGACAGUGGUGUUGGAAGCGAGGUGGACUCCAAUCAGGCCAGUCCAGUUCCGCGCUGCCAGGUUGAAGACGGCUCCCGCAUCAAGCAGGCAUUCCGUAGAACAGCAGCUAACAAAAAAAUUCAUAAAAAGUUUUCCACGUUGGGAGUUCUGAAUGAACCUGACGAUGAAUUCAAUAGUUACUACCCCAACGAUGAUGUCUUCAUCACAAGUGACGAUUCAAUCAACUCGAUGAAAACAGAUCAAUUUGGCGCACAAUUCACUGGCAUGGCCAACACUGCAAACCCCGUUGAAAGUUUUGUCGCUAACUCAUACGUUGUUUCAAAUAGUAGGCGGGGAGUUAUGAAUAAGAAUGGCUACAUAAACAAAAACAUCACAACAGAUAACGUCAAAAGUUCAUUCAGUGUCGUUAAUGACUACACGGUGGCUGACAGUGUCAGCACUUCAAAUUAUGAAAGCGAUGUAAGCCAGCAACUUUUUGACAAAUCUCGCAUCAUCAGCUGCAAUCAAAUACAACAUGACAACAUCAAUAGAAACAUCAAACACGUCAACAACGGCAAUAUUUAUAAUUAUAACGAUUAUAAUAAUAACAAGUUCAACUGCAAGAAGAUCACAAACGUAAGCACACUCUUCAUAAACGGAAAUAAAGCUAACAUUAAUCACACAAAAGCGAAUAACGUUGACGAGUUUUAUUUUAUUAAUAGCAGCGAAAGUGGUAACAACAAAACUCCAACCAGCAAGUUAGUUAGCAUGGAAAACAAUGAUAGCAGCAACCAACACACCAACACCUUCAACAUAAAUUCUCAAUUCACAUUUAACAAACAACAUGACAUUCAUCCGCAUCGACAGAUCUCUUUCCCUACCUCUCCAUCAUCAACCAUCACUCACAAGCCAUUUAAAAUUCACUCAGUGGCCUGUACACCCAUUCUACCAAAAUACUUUCGCAGCAUUUCAUGUCCGCUCGGACAGCAGACUCCUCCCUCGAACCGAAAUCCUCUCCCAACGUAUGACGAGGUGGUUGAAUUUAAAAAAUCUUCAACAAACAUCACUGAGGAUACGAAACAAGAUAUCAACGGGCAUGUCAUUGAAAGGGUUCCUCUACAUAAUGUGCAGCACCGUAAAAUUUUUAAUGCAUCAAGCAACUCGAAAGAGAAUGGGUCUUUACAGAAGAAAUUAGAACAGACAACCAUCAACACAUUACAUUCACAUUCACAAAUUCCAUAUUUCUGCUUGUUGACCCCAGAAAAAACUCAAACUCUACCUAAGUUGGAGACUCCCAAGAGUUACUUGCCUAAAAAAUAUGGAAAAGUAUUACUCGAUCAGAAAAUGACUAAUCUGAAUAUUAGUAAGACCACCACUAAAUUAAAUAACAUCAUCACGGAUAAGAAAAAUAACAAUGAUGAUGACAACAUCAAUUUUAACAACGACAAUUCUAAUUUGAAUAACAAAGUUACCAGCACUGAAAAUCUUCAUUUUAAUAAAUCUAGCCACGUUAUUAAAUCAACGAAUGAAAUCAGCAGUUUGAAUAAAAUUAUGCUGAAUUCUAUUAAAACUGAUAAAACUGGCAGCAAUCGCAAAGUCGAACGAACAGAAAAAUUUCGAUCGACAAGCGAAAGCAAUCAAAACCAGACUCGUGUUUCUAAUUUUGAAAAUUUUGACAACUUACACCAUAACUCAAAAAUUAAAACAAAAACGUCGCCAUCCUCUGCAUCAUCCACACCAAACAAAAUGCACAACGAGAGUGACGUUGAUAGCUGCAGCAGCAGUAGUAACACAACGCCCAGGAAGUUUUUCAGGUUUUUAUCGCUUACUUUUAAAUCUAAAAAGACUCCAAAGAUGGCUCCAAAGGCAUUCGAAAUGUCGGAAAUUGUUAAACCGCCGAUUGUUGAUAAGUUGAAGCCGAACGAAAUGUCUCUAAGCAACAACCCCAUUAAUUAUCAUUCCUUGGAUAAAAAUACCGACAAGAAAAUAAAUGCUUAUUCAUUAGACAGGACUUCUGCGAAGGUGCGACUGAAUUUUGACAACGGAGGCAGUUCAAACACCUCUACCUCCACAAAGAGCAGUUUGAAAAAUAAAAAAUUCCUGAGGUCGUUGUCGACAACACCUGAAACAAAGAUUGUUCAUUUUGAAAAUGAUGAUUCAUCCGCGGUACAUUCUCAAAAAUUUAGAACUUUUGAACUUAAAAAAGAAUUAGAAAAACGCGUGUUUGAAUUGUAUCAAAAUGACAGUUUAAACGACACGGCGAAGGAAAACUCAGUUGACAACAUACCAGACAAUAAUCCCAAUUCAAAAUCUCAGUACGAAACUAAAAAAUUCCGCUUGUUGCAUUCAUCUAGAAAAAUGUUGAUACAUUGCAAAGAGUUGUCUUUGCUGGUUGUAGAUAGUAACAUAAAUGUGGAAACAACGAAGAGGUUAUGUUUGAAGAGAUACCAAGACUUUUUAGCUUCAUUCAUCAAUUUUAUUGAUUCGUUUGUUUCGUUGAAAUCAUCAGCCAAUUCACUCGACACAAAAAGGGAACUAUCAAGUUUAGGACAGGAGCUGUUGUUGAGCGGUCUGUCCAUUAGCGAUAAAAGCGUCAUUUGGUUUCAAAAUGGAAGCCUGAGCAAAGACCAUCUGAAUGAGUACAAGAAUUGCAUCAAUAAAUUUUCACAUCUCUGCGCUCGACUUUCGUGCGUAUUGAAGGAAUCGAUUGAAUAG
Helobdella robusta is the source of this 2733-nucleotide messenger RNA. RefSeq lists its product as hypothetical. The transcript has 2 exons. NCBI's taxonomy places the organism in Eukaryota, Metazoa, Annelida, Clitellata, Rhynchobdellida, Glossiphoniidae. The record is from RefSeq and is a predicted model, not a curated record. Bases 1 to 2733 code for a protein of 910 amino acids.